AUGCCUAGGGAUUGGAUACCGGGGCGGCGGUACUGGAUGGCGGGCUUCACGGAUGACAUUCCAGCAGAGUCCAUGCUGGCCGUGCGGUUUUACCUCUUGGUCAUGUGGGCAGUAAGGGAUGUAGUGAUGGAGGCUAGGAUCUGCUCUGGGAGUGCCCAGAUUCUGUGUGGAUGGGCUGGUCCUAGUUGCGGUGCUUCUGGGUCAGUGGCUACGUACGGACGGAUGCUCAUGGACGACAUGGACGACUCACUCCUGUUCAUGCAGUGGGCGGUGAGCACGCUGCAGCAUGAGGAGGCUCAAGGAGGAGCCGACGAGAACAGGGCUGGUUCCUCAUGCCUCCAGGCGCUCCGCGAUUCCUCGGAGCCCGCGGAAGCACAGGACAGGCAGAGCUCCGGCGCCGAUACCCGCCACCGUGGGGGGCUCAUCAGCCCAUCCCCUGAUGCGGCCAUGCAGCAAGGCAGCAAUUCCACGUUCACGUCUUUCCCGGCCUCGGGCGGCAUGAGCAGUACCGGCGCCACCAACACCCACUCCGCCACCAACACCCACUCCAUGAGCUGGAACUUCAACGCGGCACAGCCGUCCAGCGUUGGCGGUGGCACACAGGCCGCCAGAGCACCGCUUCGUUCCGGCGUGUCACAGCCGACGAGGAGGGCCGCCGCAAGGAAAGUCGGCGCUUGCGCGCAAGACCACAUCAGGGCGGAGCGGAAGCGCCGGGAGAAGACGAACCAGCGCUUCAUCGAGCUCUCCGCCGUCAUCCCCGGCCUCAAGAAGAUGGACAAGGGAACGAUUCUUAGCAACGCAACGAGAUAUGUGAAACAGCUCCAAGAGAAGGUCAAGUCCCUGGAGGUGGCCGGCGGCAGCCAUAGGAGCGUUGAGACCGUGGUGCUGGUCAGGGAGCCGAGCCGCCAUACCGCGCCGAACAGCAAUGAGGGGUCCAGUUUGUUCUACUCGGCAGCCCAGACGCCGGCGAGCAGCCAGCGGCUGCCCGAGAUAGAGGCAAAGCUUUCAGAAAACAAGGUGAUGUUGAGGAUCCUCUGUGAAAUAAAUGGAAAGGGUGUUGUCGCCAGGGUUCUUGCGGAGUUGGAGGAGUUCCACCUUUGCAUCGUCCACAAUAAUGUGAUGCCAUUCACGGAAUCCACCGUGAUUAUAACCACCAUGGCAAAGGUGGAGGAGGGCUUUACCGUCAAUGCAGAGGAAAUAGUGAGAAGACUCAACUAUGUACUGUACCAAGAUAGCUGCAACAAGAGUUGUUACUAA
Aegilops tauschii subsp. strangulata is the source of this 1257-nucleotide messenger RNA. NCBI's taxonomy places the organism in Eukaryota, Viridiplantae, Streptophyta, Magnoliopsida, Poales, Poaceae. The record is from RefSeq and is a predicted model, not a curated record.